This is a messenger RNA of Merops nubicus (carmine bee-eater), 764 nucleotides long. Its product is annotated as glutamate receptor ionotropic, delta-1-like. Lineage: Eukaryota; Metazoa; Chordata; Aves; Coraciiformes; Meropidae. Gene Ontology annotation, molecular function: glutamate-gated receptor activity; transmitter-gated monoatomic ion channel activity involved in regulation of postsynaptic membrane potential. The transcript has 4 exons. The record is from RefSeq and is a predicted model, not a curated record. Gene Ontology annotation, biological process: monoatomic ion transport; modulation of chemical synaptic transmission; synaptic transmission, glutamatergic. Gene Ontology annotation, cellular component: plasma membrane; postsynaptic membrane. The annotation marks the transcript as partial.
UUAGCAACGUGGGACUCUGAGAAAGGCCUGAAUGGUAGCCUGCAAGAACGACGUCUGGGCAACGACUUACAAGGAUUGACACUCAAAGUGGUGACUGUCUUGGAAGAACCUUUUGUGAUGGUGGCAGAAAACAUACUUGGACAACCCAAACGAUAUAAAGGAUUCUCCAUUGAUGUCCUGGAUGCACUUGCCAAGAAUCUGGGCUUCAAGUAUGAGAUCUAUCAAGCUCCUGAUGGCAAAUAUGGACAGCAGCUCCAAAACAGCUCCUGGAAUGGCAUGAUUGGAGAACUCAUUAAUAAGAGAGCAGACCUCGCCAUCUCAGCCAUCACCAUAACGCCGGAACGCGAGAGCGUGGUGGACUUCAGCAAGCGCUACAUGGACUACUCUGUGGGGAUCUUAAUCAAAAAGCCUGAAGAGAAAAUCAACAUCUUCUCUCUUUUUGCUCCCUUUGACUUCGCUGUGUGGGCUUGCAUUGCAGCAGCUAUCCCUAUAGUUGGUGUUUUGAUAUUUGUCUUGAACCGCAUCCAGGCAGUCAGGGCGCAGAACGCUUCCCAGCCGAGCCCUUCUGCUUCCUCCACCCUCCACAGUGCCAUCUGGGUGGUGUACGGCGCCUUUGUCCAGCAAGGGGGUGAAUCUACUGUCAAUUCUGUGGCGAUGCGCAUUGUCAUGGGAAGCUGGUGGCUCUUCACCCUCAUCGUGUGCUCUUCCUACACAGCAAACUUAGCAGCAUUUCUCACGGUAUCAAGGAUGGAUAAUCCCAUAAG